Messenger RNA from Lepisosteus oculatus (spotted gar), 1802 nucleotides. RefSeq names its product capping actin protein of muscle Z-line subunit alpha 2. The record is from RefSeq and is a predicted model, not a curated record. Gene Ontology annotation, molecular function: actin filament binding. Gene Ontology annotation, biological process: barbed-end actin filament capping; actin cytoskeleton organization. Gene Ontology annotation, cellular component: actin cortical patch; F-actin capping protein complex. Lineage: Eukaryota; Metazoa; Chordata; Actinopteri; Semionotiformes; Lepisosteidae.
GUGUGGGAAUCCUCCCUUCUGAUGACGUCAGGGUGAGCUUCAGUGAACCGUCGUGCCGGAAGGAAAGAUGGCGGAUCAUGAGGAGCAGUUAUCUGAUGAGGAGAAGGUUCGCAUAGCUGCUAACUUUGUCAUUCAUGCUCCUCCUGGAGAAUUCAAUGAAGUUUUCAACGAUGUGCGAUUGCUGCUUAACAAUGAUAAUCUUCUCAGGGAAGGUGCAGCUCAUGCAUUUGCACAGUACAAUGUGGACCAGUUUACUCCAGUAAAAAUCGAUGGGUACGAUGAUCAGGUCUUAAUAACAGAACAUGGUGAUCUGGGAAAUGGCAGAAUCCUGGAUCCAAAGAACAAGAUUUCCUUCAAGUUUGACCAUUUACGGAAGGAGGCGAGUGACCCACGCUCUCACGAUGUAGAUAACGCUGUGGAGUCCUGGAGGAGUGCUGUGGACAAUGCGGUCAGGGCUUAUGUGAAGGAGCAUUACCCCAACGGGAUGUGCACUGUUUAUGGGAAAACUAUUGAUGGACAUCAGACUAUCAUUGUAUGUAUUGAGUGCCAUCAGUUUCAACCAAAAAAUUUCUGGAAUGGACGCUGGAGGUCAGAAUGGAAAUUCACAGUCACCCCAUCAACAACCCAAGUAGUAGGAAUUAUGAAAAUUCAGGUUCACUACUAUGAAGAUGGCAAUGUUCAGCUAGUGAGCCAUAAAGAUGUCCAGGAAUCCAUGUCUCUUUCUAAUGAAUCUCAAACUGCAAAGGAAUUUGUUAAGAUCAUGGAGGCUGCAGAAAAUGAGUACCAGACUGCCAUUAAUGAAAAUUACCAGACAAUGUCGGACACUACUUUCAAAGCCUUACGCCGACAGCUCCCAGUGACACGCACCAAGAUUGACUGGAACAAGAUCUUGAGCUACAAGAUAGGAAAAGAGAUGCAGAACGCCUAAAAAGAAUAUGCAUGACUGGAUUGUUGUUUUGUCCUUGUAUAAAUUAAAUUAAUGAAAGGUUUGGUCUCACAAAAUGUAAAACAUUUAUUACACUUAAGAUGCCUACUUUUAAUAAGAAUUUUUUACAAAUGCCAUUAACAUUCACUAUAGCAUUUGGAAUUUAUGUUGCUAAAAUAUUACCCAAUUUCUUUUUUUAAAAAUAUAUAUAUUGUUUUAAUGUAUUCAUACAUAAAAGAUGCCUGUUUUGCCACACAAUUUUACUGUGGUGGUGAGACCACACCUUUUACAUGCAAAAAACCCCAUAAAAAUAUUAAUAGAAAUUAUUUAAAUUUAUCCCCAUUCUAAGUGUAGUUUAGAAUUUACUUUUUUAAAGGAAAAUAGGAAUCUUCCAAAAUUAGUUUCUUUAAUGUAAAAAAAAACUUGUUUAUUGGCUCAUAUUCUGUCAGUCUUACACAAGCAGUCACCCUCUUCACCACUUGAGCUACUGUUAUAUGUGUAAGUGUUCAUCAUCGUGUGUCUACUGAGCAAAAGAGUGCAUUGGCUUGUUCUCGAAAACCUGAAAAUAACAUGAUCAUGCUGACACAAACAGGUUUCACUGAUUAGGUCUGUAUCUUUAUUCAUCUUGCUAAAUACAAAGAACAUUGCUUAAAACGUGCUUAUGUUUAUCUACUUAAAAAGACGUUUGUAUUACAUGGGCCCCCAAGUUCUUAUUUUUGUUAAACAGACAUGACUGUAUUAUAACAAGGCACAUUGUAAUAUAUACCUGUAUUAAAAUCUUGUCUGUCAGUUUGGUGAUUUAUUUCCUCUUGGAAUGAACUGUAAUACGAUCUCAAUUAUGUUGCAUUAAAAGACAGAUUUUCUAUUUAAACAAGUA